GAAGUACUCCGCGAACUAGAUUGAGAGUGAAGUCACUCAGUUUUCAGUGGCAAAUAAAAGGUUUUGACAUCGCCCUUUGGAUGAUGAUUAGGAUGAAGAUGGUGAUGGUCUCCAGGACUAGCCGGAUGAUGGAGAUUCACGACUUUUAUCGGUUUUGCGCAGGACUAGUAACGAUGAAAUCUUCGCUCUCGGCUACAUCAGAUGUACUGGUGCGAAAUACUGCGAUUCGUCUUCAGCGGUCUAGGAUCUUUCAGGCAGUGAAUUUAAUGCGACCAAGAUGAUCAAGGCUCAGAAAGCACCGCUUGGAUCUGAAAGCUAGUCAAGGGCGUCAAGGAUGUAGGGAGGACGAAUGUGGAUAGAUCCAGGAAGUAGAGUAGGAAGUAGGUGACUGGUUCCAGGAAAUAGAAUAGGAUGGAUGAGGGAAGGUUUCCUGGUGGGUAUUCAUCGAUAGGCAGGCCAGAGAUUUUGAGCAUCCAGUAAAUCCUUCUUUCUACAACUUUCUUAGCCAGGAUUUGAGGUUGAUGAUUUAGCCAGGAUUUGAGGUUAAUGGUCCAGCGAACAUUAUAUAUGAUCCAGGGCUCAGGGCUACGGUACCGCCUCCCCCUAGCGCAGGGAGGAGGGUACCGGUAGCCCCGGACCCUUUCGGGAGCCGUCUGCCGGGGGUGGAAGGCCUCAAAAGGGGCCCAAGGGGCCUUCUCCGCUCCCUCCCAGCUGCCUGGCUUUACCCUACAGGCCUCCGACGAAGGUGGAAGGCUCUAGAAGGGGCCCAAGGGGCCGCCCCUGCUCCCCUUCAGGUGCCUUCCUGUGCCCUACAUGCCUCCGAUAUGCUUCGCCGCCGCAGCAGUGCGCCGGGUGUGGAAGGCCUCCGAGGGCGGCAAAAGGCGAGGGGCUGGACCCCCUGAGCCGCGCGGCCUGUACCCUCCGGGCCCUUGGUCGUCGGCUUGCUUGCGCUUGAGACCGUCGCCGCCUUCGGCGGCCUUUUACCCCGGAGGCCUCCAGCCUGCGAGGGUCAGCAGAGGCCCGGAGGACCCGGCGGGACAUUCAGAGAGGCGCAAGGGGACGCCCGCGGCCAGUUUUGACGCCUUCCACCACUAGGAUCCGCGAAAAUCAGCGCGGAAAAGAGCGCGUGAGCGCCACCACAGACCAGACCACGGGGGGGACGUACAGCCCGAAAGCAUAUAUGUGCCAGGGAGCGAGGGAGGCCCCCCCUGUGGAUGGAGCUGGAUGGGCGUCGGCGCGCCCUUUUUUCCGCGGUGGUGGCGUGUGAGGAUUCCCGGGGGCGAAGGCCUCAAAAGGCGGAGCCGGCGCCCCCUUGCCGCUCUCCGCGUGUGCCCCACAGGCGUCCCGGCUCUUGGGCCCUAUCAUGUGCCCCACAGGCGUCGCGGCUCUUGGACCCUAUCAGGGGGACGGCCUCCGGGGGUAGAAGGCCGCCGAAGGCGGCCACGGUCGCGAGGCCUGGCCCCUUUGGCCCUCAUCCCCCGGUAGCCGCCAUCAAACGCCCGGGGGGUUAGGGGCCAAAGGUGAGGAGGAGUGGGGGCAAGGCGUGCCCGCCUGGUGGCGGUCGGAUACAUGCAGCACGGCAAAAGGGGUGAAGCCUUGCCACCUGCUGCCCUCGGAGGUCUUCCACCCCGCAAGAAACUACUCCAGUGAGGAGCCCGCGCGCGGGAGGUCUGCCGGGUACAUGCAACACGGCAAGGGGGUCAAGCCUUGCCACCUUUGCCGCCUUCGGAAACCUUCCACCCCCGGCCGUCGGUGCUUGAACGGCCUCCGGGGCUUGAGUUCUGCAGGGUACCGCCAAGGAGCCGCGAGGGCCCUCAAAAAGUUAGAUCGGGGGGGGGGCUUCAGCCCUGAGCCCUGGAACAUUAGAGCCUAGAAAAGCAGAGGCUCUUGCGAAAGUGAAAGGAUAGACGAAGACUAACUGUAGUAAAGAGAUCAGGUCGCACUCCGUAGAGUCGAUGAACAAGUCUUGAAGAACCAAACGACGCAACAAAAGGCGGGAGAACAACGGCAGAUCCCAGUUCUACCGGUUCUAGAAGUGAGGCGGACGAAGCACCUCAUCAACGAAAAAAAACCAGCCCCGAGCCAGAUCCUCCGAUUUCUUACAACUUCUUACUACAGCUACCACUGUUACAACCCCGACGUCGAGAACCAAGUUGUAUGAAUAGCCAGAGGGUUUCCUCUGAAAGCCCAGGAAGUGGAGCAGAUCAGGAUCUACUAUCAGAAUCACAGGACGUAGAAAAGGACCGACAGCAGAGGAAAAACAAGAUGGACAGGCUUACAGACAUGAUCACGCGUCUUGAGGACAAGAUCGCAGACCAGGAGAAGAGAAUCAAUGCGCUGGAGAAGGACAUGCUUCGUGUCUCCGAUGGUGGAGCGCUUUCCGGCGCGACUGCCACUUCGGGAGGUAUCAUCUGUCUAUAUUUAUCGUGAAUAGAAUCGGUUUCUUUCUGGAAAAUUAUGCUUAAACCUGCAAAGCAGGAUGCUUUUUGCGAAGAAUUUGAUUGACUGACAUGUAAGUGUUUGAUUUAGUCCGCUCUGAAUUCUUGCAUCGAAGGUUACACUUUUAGAAGUAGUGUGACUUUUUUUUCCUGUUUGAUUACGAACAAUUAUACUACUGUCGUUUUCAUUUCGAGAAUUCUUAAAAUCAAAUAAAAAGCAUAACCAGCACUAUUACUUCUAAAUAUGAUCAGUGUCCCAGCGAAGUGUGGACCGUGCGGCGGAAAUCACGAAGAGGGUUCUUGAUAAGUUGGAAGAACGAGGCGUCGACCACCGCUGCCUGGACUACUGGCGAUCCAAUCCCGAUUUUCAUGCGGAUUUGCUUCCGUCUGUGGAGGAUGAGACUCUACCUCCCAACCGCGACUCCGGUCGUGACGAAAGCCCAUAUUGGAUGAGCCGUCUCAAAAAGUAACCCUUGAGCUUUUUGAUGACAACCAGUUCCACUAUUAUUUCAUCUUUUGAAGAUGCUUCUAUGUUUCUGUAUAUUUGUUGGAUGUUGAGGCUCGUUGUACUAUUCAAAGAAGUCGGAUUGUAUUGUUGUAUUUCUUAAAGUAAUUAUGUCGUGAAGAAAAAUGUGUUUUCACAGAAAGUUGUAAAUAAGCGGAGGCUAGUACAAGUAUUCUGUGCCCUUGCACGACGUGUACAUUUCAUCAGGCACGUCGAGCUUCGCUUGGGUGGCGGCAAGGACUGGCGCGAUUGGGGUAAGGGAAAAGGCAAAGGCAAGCGCUCGCGUUCGCGGGGGCGCGAUUUCCACUAAGGAUGUUAGCUGUCGUCGAGGACUGGAGAUACAACGUCGAAGACUCCAACAUUCGAUCACAGAGGUUGAAGACGAUGUGAUUGAAGUUGGAAGAUGAAAAUGAUAUUCUUGUUGGCUGGGGGAGAAAUGAACAACACGGUGUCGGCCCGAUUCUACAAGGCCGAAAGAAGGUUAUAAUCUUAAGAUUUUUGCAGUCAACACGCGGACAGGACGAAGCUAUGCCGCCGACUCGCUGGCUACGCAUUUGCUGGGUGACGCCUGGUUCUCAGCUGGUUCUAAGCUUCGCUUAUAGAUUUAAUGAUUCGCCGCAUUUUCAUCUUUAAAGUAAGUACUAUCACUUGAAAAAAUUUAGAAGUAGGGAAGAAAUUGGGUAAUUCGAGUAAGGUGACUGCAGUAUGUAUAAAACCGAAAAUGAAUAAGGGGGUGACCAUUUGUCUUGCGCUAGGCAAUUCGACGUCAAGCUAUAAUUUCUGAGACUGUGUUGAGUAGACGCAGAAGUUCGAAGAAAAUAUUGAUCGUACUCCACGCUUUUAAUAUACGUAUUCCGCCGCCCUGGCUUCCCAACUCCUUCCAACAUCGGUGGAGUACCAUACUCCUACCUUUUGGAGUGCCAUGCUUUUAACAGUGACGGGUAAAAAUGAGCAUAACGUUUGAUCUACGCAGCUAAGAAUAAACCAAAACUCCCUGCUGUGAGAGGAUGAGUCAAUUUGUCUUCGACCGACAAAAAAUAGGCAUUUUACUAUGCGGAUAGGUUGUGUAUUCGUCACUGCUUUGAUGAAAUGUCACUUGCGUAGUGGACUUUUAGGCUGACGUGAAGUUUCAGAUUUAAUGAGUGAUGUAGUGUUGAAUGCGGUGAUGAUCCAGUCUAUAAAAAGAUCACGCGAGAAAGGUGUCUUCAAGGAUCUUGUACCUUUUGUUGUAUCUACUCUGAUCAGCCAACACGAGCAUACGAACCCUGCUGAACCACAGAACGAACAAGUAUACCGGAAGGAAUCGUAAUUAUCAUAACUAGUGUAUGCAUCUAGUAUCAUGUUGUUCAUUUUGAAUUUCGUUGCGCAUGUACGUAUUGUUACCUGUAACUUUGAAGGUGUUUCGCCUGCUCCCGGUCGCAGAUGAGAUCGUUUGCAUCAUCCUGGCAUUAGAAAUGGCAUGUCUACGAUAGCAGGACUAUUGACCAUACUGGCGGGGAAGAAGGUAAUGCAAGAGUCUUCGGAUCUGCAUUAUUUGAUUCUCCGUGUUGUUGAUACAACCUUCACAGUCAGUGUCCUUCUCCUGGAAACCGUACAAGCAGGAAGUAGCAGUUCCUCUCGACCUCCA
Molecule: messenger RNA, 4570 nt
Organism: Amoebophrya sp. A25
Lineage: Eukaryota; Dinophyceae; Syndiniales; Amoebophryaceae
Source: the annotation of a GenBank genome assembly